UACCUCAUCAAAUAAUAACAUGAUGAGUGCCAAACACACCCUCAUAACUUUUACCCAGAAAAAACUCCACCUCUUCUGAACCUUCUUCAACACCAAAAACAGAGAAUAACAAUGGCCAAGUCCCAAAAGACAAACCGUGGACGCUGCUUUAUAUUCCUUUGUUUCAUCUUCAUCUUCUUCCUCUGCAUCCUCGCUUCCAUUAACGAAGUCCGCUUCCAGGGCUUACUCAGGUUCGGUCGUUGUAAAAUACCAAAUCAAUCAUCAUCAUCAUCUUUACUUGCUUCCAAUAAUGACCAAGAGCUUCGAAUCCUAAUAGCCGUUCUAACACUACCCGACCAGUACCUGCGCCGCCACUUCCUCCGCCUCGUUUACGGCACACAAGCACUCCCGGAGGGAACCAAAAUUGACGUGAAGUUUGUAUUCUGCAACCUCACGAAGGAAGAGCAAAAGGUGAUGGUGGCCCUUGAGAUCAUGCGCUAUGAUGACAUCAUCAUCCUCAACUGCACUGAAAACAUGAACAAAGGCAAAACCUCUACCUUCUUUCGGAGUUUGCCGGAGAUCUUCAACGAAACAGAUGGCAGUGAUGGACAACAUUACCCUCCUUACCAUUAUGUGAUGAAAGCAGACGAUGACACAUAUGUGAGACUCAACAGUUUGGUGGAAUCGUUGAAACCAUUGCCAAGGGAGGAUUUCUACUAUGGAUUCGUGAUACCGUGUGGUAGCAUGGACCCUUUCAAGCACUAUAUGUCUGGGAUGGGGUUCUUGGUCUCGUGGGACAUUGUGGAGUGGAUUCAUGAUUCUGAUAUUCCAAAGCAGCAUGUGGAAGGUCCUGAAGAUAAGGUCUUUGGAGAUUGGAUGAGAUGGGGUAAGAAAGGGAAAAACAGGUAUAAUGCUAAGUGGUCUAUGUACAAUUAUCCUGAUCCACCUUCAGUGUGUUCCCAUGAUCUUUGGCCUAAUACUAUUGCUGUUCAUUUGUUGAAGAAUCCAGAAAAAUGGAUUAGGACUCUUACAUUUUUCAAUGUCACUCAAAAUUUGAAGCCAUCAAAGUUAUAUCAUAUAAGUUAGUCCUAUAUUAUUAGGUAUUUGUACUUAGCUCACCAUCUUCUUUGUUUAUUUAAUUUUUUUUUUAUAUACAUGAUAUGAUUAUAUCAUCUAUGUACUCCUCACACAGUCAAGGAGGAGAAUACUUAAUUGCUUCAAAUUCUUGAGAAAGAGGGGUAAAACUUGUUGUAUGAAUAAAA
Molecule: messenger RNA, 1241 nt
Organism: Arachis duranensis
Lineage: Eukaryota; Viridiplantae; Streptophyta; Magnoliopsida; Fabales; Fabaceae
Exons: 1
Coding region: 112-1065 (317 amino acids)
Cellular component (GO): Golgi membrane
Molecular function (GO): hexosyltransferase activity
Source: RefSeq, a predicted model, not a curated record